UCGAGGUAUAACAUUCCUCCAGACGAUUUCGCUUACGUUGAACAGAUACGGUAGUACAACAAAACAGUCCGAAAGAUGAUGAUACAAUUUAGUAACGCUUACAAAGCCACCUUGAAUGUGGUCGGAAUCUGGUCCAAGUGUUUAUGUGAAUCUGUGAAUUCACAGAAACAUAUAAUAAUAAAUCUUGAUGGGGUUUUUGCGUAAUUAUUCUUGAUCGGAAAAUGAGUGGAUUUGUAUGAAAUAAAUUUAUUCCAAUGAUCGAGGUGAACCAAAAAUGAAUUCAGCCAAGAGACAUAAUGACUAUCAAACAAAUUAAAAUGAUACCAAAUUAGAAAGGAUGGAGGACGACCGAGGGGAAUGCGGCUUGUACUGUCCGGGAAGUUACACGAAGCCAGAAUUUCGUCCACCGGAAGGUUUUAACAUCCCUAAGUACGUGGCGGGUAAUUUGAAAGUGCGGGCAUCGCUGCAGAGAAGCACGCCUGGACCUCGAGUUUUGCGUCCACCAAAAAUUCAGCACACACAUCGUCCAAUGGAGAUGCCAACGUGCCGUGACAACUUCGCGAUAGCGAAAAAAUUUCACACCGAAAAUUUGGAGCACCAACCGCUCCCAGAUCGGGUCGACGACCGAGUCUUCGCCAACAUGAAUUUCGGCCGAGCGCGGUCCUGUGGCUCGUUGAACUCCUACAAGGCGCACAAAAAGUACCAGGAAGUGACACCCAAGGUGUUCCAACGGCGACCGCGAAACCAGGGUCUCAGUCAGUUGCCCGGUCCGCUCCUCGGCUGCAAGGUACCCGAGACUCGAAUGGACCUCGCGAUUUGCUGGGACGCGCCGAUCGACCCGAUCUACGAACCUAGAAGGCCGGUUCACAUCGACGGAUCCGACGGCGGUCCGGCUCCGGGGAUCUUCACGCUGGUCCAACACCCGGCCGAAAGUUUCGACCCGGAAAUCUACUCCCCAGAUUUCUCGCGACCCAGGGCGGCGUCCGCUGACCCUGGAAAAUUUGAACGCCUCGUCAAAGCACCGCCUUGUCAGCCGGAAAAGCGGUGCAGACCCGCGACUUCCAAAGAUCAAGGAUCGCGAAGUGGUUCUCCGCGACGCUCGCCCUGCGUCGACGACGACUCUGUCGCCAGGAGCAGAAUCAGCGUCCUCACGAGAUACAAAACGGAAACUGAAGAAGAAGACGACGAGGGUCGGGCCAGGAAACUCCUGGAGGGAUCGAGCAAGUGCCACCUCUGCAAGGGGUUCGGUGACAUCCGGCUGUCCGAGGCCGAACUUGACCUCGCUAAACGCUACACCAGCUCACCUCAAGUUCCGAGACGGGACAAGCGGAAGCACGCUGGUUAUCUCCGGAACUGCUCUGCCUGUGAACAAAGAAGCAAAGACGAAGAGAAGGAGCUACACAGGCGGCAACAGCGACUACAGGCUUUGCAUCCUGCGGGACCCAGGAUGGGGGGCGGUGAUGAUGCCCAGAGGAACGGCCUUCCUACGAGCCUCCACGUGCCCAGACCGAGAACCCCCUUCGCCAGGAGGUCCUUUUGCAUCGACACCCUUACUCCACCCUUCAGCGUCGUCAAGGGAUGUCGAGACGCCGAUUAUCCCGAACACUGGCGGCUUACCACCGUCUAUCAGCAAUCUUACAGACCGCCUCGAAAUCACAAAACCGCCCACCCAUGUCGGAUGAAGAGAUAAUGCGAAAUCGUUGCUC
This is a messenger RNA of Diprion similis, 1706 nucleotides long. RefSeq lists its product as uncharacterized. NCBI's taxonomy places the organism in Eukaryota, Metazoa, Arthropoda, Insecta, Hymenoptera, Diprionidae. The transcript has 2 exons. The record is from RefSeq and is a predicted model, not a curated record. Bases 338 to 1690 code for a protein of 450 amino acids.